AAUUUUUGUGGUGCCAUAUGGCAGCAGAGUCUACCAUUAGACAAUACUUAUGCUGCCAAUAUCUUCCCAGGUGGUAGUACCUCCAUGUUUGGUAGCUGCCUACUACCCAUGGUUCUGGGUUCCCAAUAAAUUUAUUUAUGAACAUGAUCUAGGAAUGUAACUUGGAAUACUGUACUGUACUGUAUGUCUUUCCAUAGUGUUUGCUGUUUUUAUUAUUAUCAUCUUGUAUUCCACCUGCAUCCCCGCAGAAGAUGAAGUAUUUUCAUCAUCCAAGAGGUUGUCCACUUGUAACACAGGAAGCAACAUCAAUAAUCAAAGCCCUCUUGAAACACCCCCAAGGAGGGGCAGAGCUGCAUCUCGGCUCGCUCACGAGAAAAUGAAAAGGGUACCUAUGACAACAAAAAAGACAAGAGGAACAUGUCAGGUUAUUUUCAAGGGAGACUCCUUUGAAAGCAGCUCCAGUUAUAAAGAAGAAGUAAAAGGAGCAGACUCUGGUCAUGGGGAAAAUUGUGAGUCUCAUUUUGAAGAGAUGGAAUAUGAAUCAACUGUUGAUCCUUGUGAAUCAGCUGUUAAUCCUUUAGCACUAGACACACCAAGUAAGAAGAAUGAUGGUGUAAAAUGUCUAAGUGUUAAAGUCAGUCUUGAAAGAUUAUCUCAUUUACACACAUCUCAAGAAGUAGAUAGUUCAAAAGAUACAACACAAGUUACUGUUACAAAUGCAUAUCAGGAGGAAGGUGUAGGUUGUAUUAGUGAAACAACUUGUUCAUACUCUAACCUCAGGUUAGAAGACAGCGACGAUAACAAAAGCACCAGAAUAAAGGAACUGGAUGUUCAGAGAUCAGGGAAUGAGAUGUGUAAAGGCAAAGAAAAAGAAGAGCCUUUAUCUCCCAAUAAUUGUACUGAAAAUGCAUGUACAAAAUGUGAGAAUUAUGACGAGUGUAAUUCUCAAUCCAGAACCCCUGAAGAAGUUAGGAUUUUGCCAGAGCAAACAGAAAAACUUGUUACAACCAAUACCAAGUGGUCGAACCACUCGAACAAAACAAAAGGAAUUGCAGUUAUCAACACGAGGAGAUAUAACAGAUAAUAUGGUAAGCACAGCAGAUCAGCCUCAUCCCAUUCCCAAACCAAGAUUAACUCGUACAAAGCAAAAGGAGGUCUUACCAUUGCUCAAUACAAUUGAUGAAUCAGAAGGUCAGUUGUUACCACCCAUGGACUUUCCAAAACCAAGAAUGACUCGCACAAAGACUAAGGCAAAAGAACAGACUAACAAAUUUGAAAAUGUGGAAUAUGAUUCACAGUCUUCAGUAGAGGAGGGGUAUAAUACCCAUGAGAAAGCUGUUGCACAGCCAUCUGAGGAAAUCCCAAUGUCUCGUUCUACUCGUACAAAGAAAAAGGUGAUAGAGGUAAUUUCCUUAACUGACACUCCAGUCAAGAAUGACAUUAAUAAAUCAGUAGACAAUGAAUCACAAAAACCAAGGACAACAAGAACAAAGAAACGAAUGUUUGACGAGUUAGGUGUAGAUCAGCCUACUAGAUCUACAAGGACAAAGUGUAAGAAAAUGGAAGAACAACCUGAAAAAGAAUCUGUGGCUUCAGAAAAACUUGGUCUAUGUUUAUUUCUUACUGAAUCUGAAGAUGAGAAAGACGGCAAAUCAUCUCAGGUUGUACAGAAAUCACCACUUGUUAGGUCUGUUCCAUCAGUAACAUCUAUGAAGCCAUCACAAUCAGCGACCUCCUAUACCUCUGAGAAUACUGUAAUGGCUGCUACAUCUACUCAGAACACAGAAAUUGGGCCGGUUCGCCGGAUAAUCGAUCUAAGGUGCGCCAGUUGCCAGCUUUAUUAUUAAGCCCUUGUCCAUCGUCGUCAACUGUCCAAGUUGUAACUCCAGGUAGUCCAGUACACACUAGUUUUAAGCGUGCUUGCUGUACACCAAAUUCAGACAAGGACUCUCCAAUGUCUUCUACUGUACGCCAGAAGGGGACACGCGCGAUGACCCCUGUAAAACAUUCUCCACGAACAUUUGCUGGCUCAAAAACAGGCUGUACUGUACGAGAAUUGGCAACUGCAUAUCAGAAUCACAUUGGAGAAACCCUUAAUGAGGUUGAAGAGCUAACUUCUGAGGAGUGUGAGGUAACACACUCCCCAGCUCAUGUAACACGACAUGCACGAGUUAGACAUGCAAAGCUUUCAAUCAGUCCUGACCCAAAAGGAGGUGAGUUUCUGAUAGUAAUCAUUGAAAUUUGUAAAUGGCUUCAUUAUGUGUGUUAUGUUUUUGUGUAUUUCGAGUGUUUCUGGCAUGACCAUUUUGUUCUUGAGGUUUCUGUUUCCCUUGAUAUGCCCUAUGUAUACAGUAUAGGAGCAGAGAAUAGAAAAUUACAAAAUGUAGAUAGAAUAAUAGUGUAAAUUACAUAAAAUGUACUAUUUAACAUUAAUGAAGAACUUAUUACUGUACUGUUACGAUUAUAUAUUCAUUUCUAGAAGCCUCAAAUGUUCCU
Homarus americanus (American lobster) is the source of this 2496-nucleotide messenger RNA. RefSeq lists its product as uncharacterized. Lineage: Eukaryota; Metazoa; Arthropoda; Malacostraca; Decapoda; Nephropidae. The record is from RefSeq and is a predicted model, not a curated record. The transcript has 6 exons. The coding region runs from base 1955 to 2404 and encodes 149 amino acids.